UUCCAUUUUUUGAUCCAUUUUAAUACUCAACCAAGUUGUUUACUUCGUUCACGUAACAAAAACAUAUAGAAUAUUAAUACUUUACUCAUUUAUAUAUUAGUUGGUUUCUUGAAUUUUUCCAAAUUUGUCCAUGGAGGAUAUUGAAGUUCCUCAGUACUUCAUCUGUCCUAUUUCUCUACAAAUCAUGAAAGACCCUGUCACUGCCAUAACCGGCAUCACCUAUGAUCGAGAGAGCAUCGAACAAUGGCUAUUCAAACACGCCGCCACCACCUCCACCUCUACAGCCACUUGUCCAGUGACCAACCUGCCCUUGCCAAGAGACUCUGACCUAACACCAAACCAUACGCUCCGCCGUUUGAUUCAAGCAUGGUGCACCCAAAAUGCAUCGAAGGGUAUCGAUCGAAUCCCAACCCCGAAACCUUCUCUCGACAAAACCCAUGUCCUCAACCUCAUUAGAGACCUUUGGCUUCCCGAAUUGCAGUUAAAAACCCUAAGAAAACUCGAAGUCAUCGCUAUUGGGCACGAAAGGAACCGGAGGUACAUGGUAGAAGCCGGUGUGGUUAAGGCCGUGGCAUCAUUUAUCGUAACAUGUUACAAAAGAGGCGAAACUACGGGGAUCGAAGAAGCUGUGAGCAUUUUGUUCCAUAUUCAAAGUCCAUCAUCAGCUGAAUCAAAGCUAAUACUCAUCGAAAAUGAUCAAAUCAUCGAGGCGUUAACAUGGGUUUUAGGUCAAAAUAUUCAUAAUUAUGUGACGGUGAAGGGUAAUGCUCUACAAGUACUGAAAACAAUCAUCGGAAAAGCGAGUUCCAACAUACUAGAGAGGCUAAAACGCCGGUUUUUUAAAACGAUUGUGAGUGUUUUGAGAGAAGGAGUUGCUAUCAAUGCAGCCCUAAAUGUCAUGCUAAACACGUGUCCAUGGGGGAUAAACCGGAUUAUGAUGGUGGAAGCCGGGGCGGUUUUCGAGCUCAUCGAGCUGGAAUUAGGGUCACCGGAGAAGAGGACGACGGAGCUGAUUUUGGGGACAUUAUUCCACCUGUGUUCUUGUGCGGACGGGAGGGCUCAGCUGCUGAGUCACGCUGCCGGCAUUGCCGCGAUCACAGAGACACUAUUGAAGGUGUCGCCGGUGGCGGAUGAUCGGGCGGUGUUGAUUCUUUCGAUGAUUUGUAAGUUUUCUGGGACACCUUUGGUGAUUCAAGAGAUGCUGAAAGUUGGGACUGUUUCAAAGCUUUGCUUGCUUCUUCAAGUUGAUUGUCCAACUUAUUUGAAAGACAAAACAAAGGAAAUGCUUAGAGCUCACUCUCAUGUAUGGAAGAACUCCCCUUGCAUUGAAAAUUCUACUCUUCUAAGCAGGUACCAUAGGUAAUAUAUAUAUAUAUAUAUCAGGUUUUAAAUAUCAUAAGCAAAUUUUGAAUGCUAAUAUUGGCUUAUAUAUAAUCAUAUCAUUGAUAACGUAUAAUUUAAUUAGAACUUUAUGUUAAUUUUGUAACCCAAGUAAUUAUACAUGUGAUAAUUGUACAAUCCAUAAUAUUAAUUUGUUGAUCUA
Molecule: messenger RNA, 1543 nt
Organism: Camellia sinensis
Lineage: Eukaryota; Viridiplantae; Streptophyta; Magnoliopsida; Ericales; Theaceae
Product: E3 ubiquitin-protein ligase PUB24
Biological process (GO): protein ubiquitination
Molecular function (GO): ubiquitin protein ligase activity
Source: RefSeq, a predicted model, not a curated record